Monoraphidium neglectum is the source of this 1164-nucleotide messenger RNA. RefSeq lists its product as hypothetical. The record is from RefSeq and is a predicted model, not a curated record. Lineage: Eukaryota; Viridiplantae; Chlorophyta; Chlorophyceae; Sphaeropleales; Selenastraceae. The transcript is spliced from 4 exons. Bases 1 to 1164 code for a protein of 387 amino acids. Gene Ontology annotation, cellular component: small-subunit processome; 90S preribosome; nucleolus.
AUGCACAUCCGAUCGCUGGCCUUGUCGCACGUGCACCGCCGCGGCCGCGCGCUCAUGCAGCUCACGCGCCUGCUGGAGGGCGGCGCCGCCGGGGCCAGCCCCGCCGGCGCCGUAGAGAACGGCGCGCCGACCCCAAUGGAGGCGGACGGCGGCGACGAGGCGGCGCAGGCGGGGCCGACGGAGGCUGGCGCCCAGCAGCAGCAGAAGGAGCAGCAGGAGCAGCAGCAGCAGCAAGAGGAGCCGGUCGUCUUCUCGUCGCGCGUGCUGGUGGACGUCGCGUGCCCCCUGCUCACCCAAUUCAUCCUUGAGGGCGGCGGCGGCGACAGCGAGCGCGCGCACGACAAGAAGGCCGCGGACGUGGGCAGGGAGGCCAACGUCACCGACGCCGCAGUCACCGCGCUCCGCGCAGCCGCCGGGAAGCUGCCGUGGCCGGCGUACAGCGCGCUGCUGCACCAGUGGCUGCGCCUGCUGGAGGCGCGCGCGGCGGCGAAGCCGGUCGUGCGCGCGGUGUGCGCGGUGCUGGAUGGGUUCCACUUCCCGCUUCCUCAAGAGGAUGAGGGGCUUGCGGAGGAGGGCGCGGCUGCUGCAGGGGCCGGGGGCGGCGACGGGGCGGCUGCGAACGGGGGCGAUCAGGAGGUGGAUGGCGCCGAGGAUGAGGGGGCAGAGGAGGGGGGUGGCGAGGGGCGGGCAGAGGGCGAGGAGGGCGCCGCCGGCGACGAGGAGGGGGACGAGGAGGAGGAGCAGGGGCCGGAGGAGGAGGCGGCGGUGGCGGCGGCGGCAGAUGAAGAGGCGCCCCCCGAGCCGGCGGCGGCGGACGAGGGCGCCGCGGCGGCCGUGACCCCCGAGGAGCGCGAGCGCCGGCGCCGCGCAGCGCUGGCCGCGGAGGCGCAGCGCGUGCUGCGCGGCAAGGUGCUGCCGGCGCUGCAUGGCGCGCUGGUCGAGCAGCAGUGGGAGAGCGUGCGGCCGCCGGUGGCGGUGGCCAUUGUGAAGCUCCUCAAGCUGCUGCCCGCGGAGGUGGAGCGCCGGGAGCUGCCGCGCGCGCUGCAGGGGGUCGCCAACCUGCUGUCCUCGCGCGCCCAGCGCGUGCGCGACGACGCACGGGCGGUGCUCCUCGACAUGGCGGUCGAGCUGGGGCCGCCCUACCUCCCCUACAUCUGCCAGUGA